Messenger RNA from Phasianus colchicus (ring-necked pheasant), 2131 nucleotides. The record is from RefSeq and is a predicted model, not a curated record. NCBI's taxonomy places the organism in Eukaryota, Metazoa, Chordata, Aves, Galliformes, Phasianidae.
UAUUUCGUUUUAACGAAAAAAAAAAUACAAAAACAAACAAACAAAAAAACAGCCCAGAGGAGAAACCGACGGGUUUAUUCCGUUGUUUAACGAAGAGCAAAGCCCCCGCUCGGCAUUUCGCUGCGGGGGGGGCACGGACGCCUCUCUCCUUCCUGUUGAUCGCAGCGGGGCCGCUCCGGGCGGACACCGGCCCCGAUCCUCCGCGCUGUGCUCCGCGGUCCGGGAGCGGCCCCGCCGCUAUUCGCGUCCCCAUCGGAACGAACCAAAACCCCGACCCCAUCCGGAAUCUCCUUUCCGAGGAGACAAAUCCAAAAAACCACCUGAUUCAGCCCCAAAAUAUGUUUUUUUUUUUUCUUCUCCUUUUUCUCUCUUUUUACUUUUCUUUAUUAAUGCUUCACCUAGAUAUAUUAUUUUUUUCCCCCCUAAAUAAACCAGCUUUCCCCUUGAAUUUAUCAUCCUUUUCCCCCAUAGACACCAAUUCUCCCCGCUCCGCACAGGUUCGGGCCGCGUACCGGGGCCGUGCGCGGUGUCCCCGUCCCCGCGGUGCCAUUCCCGUGUCCCCCAGACCCACCCUCUCUCUCCCUUUCUCUCCCCCCCUUCUCUUCCUCCCAGGCUUUAGCAGUUUUAUCCCGUUGCGGGUGUCCUUCCUCUCUGUAAAAUCGUAAGUACCUCGAGGUGGGAGGAGUAAAUUCAGCCUGACACUGAGAGCGCUUUUGUUGAAACGGGAGAGACUCGCGGUGUCCCUACUUAAAUAUGACACAUGACGAUGGACAGGCCUCCCGCCCCGCCGCCCCCCAGCAGUGACCCCCGCGAUGCCCGCCGCCACGACCCCGAAGCGGAGCCCACGAGCGAGCCCGACAGCAGCCGCGGGGGCAUGGAGCCGCCGGCCGAGCCCCAGCUGCUGCUCAACGGGGCGGCCAAAGAGGCGGGCCGACCCUCCCCCGGGCCCCCCGCCGCCGCCGUGCCCGUCAUCGAGCUGGUGCGCCGGGGGGGCUCAUUGGACAUAAAAAGCCGAGAGGCGGCGGGGGAAGCGAUGCAGAGAGCGCCGGGCGCCGAGCCGUGCCGCGCCGCCGAAGCCGCCUGCGAAGCCCGCAUGGUGCAGCUGAGUCCCCCCGCGCUGCCGCUGCAGCCCCCCGGCAGGGCCAUGCUCUACAACCUGGGCCAACCGCUGGGCACCAUCGGCAGUGGGUUCUUCGGCGAGCCGGACUCCUUCUCCAUGUACGGCAGCAACCGGGUGAAGAGGAGACCGUCGCCCUACGAGAUGGAGAUCACCGACGGUCCUCACACGAAGGUGGUCCGCCGCAUUUUCACCAACAGCCGGGAGAGGUGGAGGCAACAGAACGUGAACGGAGCCUUCGCAGAGCUCCGCAAACUCAUCCCCACGCACCCGCCCGACAAAAAGCUGAGCAAGAAUGAGAUUUUGCGCCUGGCUAUGAAAUACAUCAACUUCCUGGCCAAGCUGCUCAACGACCAGGAGGAGGAAGGAAACCAAAGGGGCAAAGUGAACAAAGACUCGGGGAUAGUUCAGGAAGACCUCCUGCAGGACAUGCUGUCUCCGAACUCCAGCUGUGGAAGUUCUUUGGAUGGAGCAGCGAGCCCGGACAGCUUCACAGAGGAGCACGACACGCUCGACUCCAAGCACGCACGGAACCUGCACCAUGCCAUCCUCCCCGUCGAAGGCAGCGCGCAGCGGUGAUGACCCCAAAUCACUCCCCGAGCGCUCAGAGGGUGGCGAGACCCAGGCGGGUGGGAUUUGGGACCUUUGUCUCCCCGUCUGCUCGGCUCAGGUUGGCACGUUGGCCAACAGGAUGGGACGGACGCUCGGUGUUUAGGUACGGGAUCGUACGAAGAAGAAAAGCGUUGAAGUCGUCUUCGUUGUACAUACUGACUCUGAGGAUGGGAGGGGAAUGCAGCCAGCACCCCUCCAGCAUUCUGAGGGUUUUUUGGACCGCCUGAGGGUCACUUCUCAAGCAGUCGUGAGGCUGGGACGUGAGGAAUGAAACAUAGGGCUGUGGAGCACAAGCAACUGGUCCGAGCCACGCUCCUGUUGACCAAGACCUUCUGACUGUAUCUUUUUAACGAGGUGAAAAAUGCCCUCAGCAAAAGAACUAUUAAAAGGAUUGAGACUUUC